UUAAAUUAUUUAUCAGGAUCAAAUUGUAAAUCAAACGAUUGUCACCACGUGACAGAAACAGUACUGAUACACUUUUCUAAUUAUACUUGAUUGUCGUUUAAUAUUUGUUUUAAUUAUUGUCUACGUUUUUUAAAUACUACGUUUCACCCCUGAUUACGAUACAUUAGGGGUUGGUACCCCUGUAUAAGCAACUCUUAUUUUCUCAUUUGUUCUCUACUCUAUUGCUCGUGAAAUGUGUUUGUGUUGAACAAAAUGAUUUUAUUUUAGAAAUAAUAUCUUUUUGCAACCUAAAGAAAAUACAGCUACAGGAUGAAACGAUCGUUAACAGAAGAAAAUGGAGAUACAAAAAGGUCAUUUGUUAAACAAGAGUCUGUUGCAUUUACAUACGACGGAACAUAUACGAAUUAUUCCUCGUCUACUACAUCGGCAUCUACUUCCAUCCCUCAGCCUUUACCAGGACAACCGCCGUUACCUCCAAUGCCUCCACCCCCUAACGGAGUUCCACCUCCCCCUCAUGUUUUUGGACCAGUGCCUUCUCAAGUUACACCUAUUCAAACAUGGGCACAAGCACCCACGCAUUGGCAAUGGAUAACGCCGCAUUCUACGCCUUUACCUCAAAGAGAGAUUCAACAUAUUCAAAGAGAAAUCGCGAUGAGAGGUAACUAUAUGAGAAGAGAAAGGUUCGCUCACAACAGAAAUAACAUGUACGUUCAACGAAAUAAUUUCCACCGUAAAAAUAGAAGACUAGCGCGCUUCGGUCAAUCUCAAGGCCAGUUUGACCAAGCUGCAUAUUUUGGUGCAACGUUAACAAAUGGUCUGGGUUUAGAAUGGCAAAGAAAUAAUUAUACUACGUCAUCGAAUGAUACUAUUAUGAAUCAUAUGUCUGUCCCCCUUUCCAAUCAUCCCAUAAGUCCCAUAACCCAAGGAAUCAUAACUGGCAGACACGGAGAAGAAAAAGGGGAUCAGGAUGUUAAAAUUGUGUUGGAAGAAGUAGUGGUUAAAAAGAAUAAACAAAGAAAGCCUAUGUCACAAAGUUAUCCCAGUCGACCGUGGAAUCGCGAGGAUGCUGAAAGAGCUUUAAAAAUAGAAACGGAAUAUAAUAAAACUGUUAAAGCUCAGAGUUUGAUAAUAAAAUUUCCAGACCCUGAUCUUAACAAGGAUAUCGUUAGAGAAUUUCAUCCUGGUAUACAGAAUAUUCAUUUUCAAAGUCCAAGUGGCCCUAGAUAUUGUUUCAUUCAAAUGGCAGAACACGUUAAUAUCGACGAAGCUAUUAAAGAGUUAGAAAAGAUUCCAUUUGGUAUCGGUAAUUUAAAAGUGGAAAGGAAAUCUUUGCGAGAUGAAGAUAAUCCAAUGCCCGAAGAAAUAGAUCCUUAUACUUUGUAUAUAGGAAAUUUACCUGAAUCGGUUAAUGUAAACGAAGUAAAAAGCAAGUUUCCAACAGCUGCUAGGGUGGAUGUUGGUUAUGCGCAGAAAAUGAGAAAUACACGAUAUGCAUUUAUAAGAUAUAACAGUGUAGAUGAAUCGAUAGCAGCUUAUAAACAAGCGCAUGAUUUAAUGUGGGAUACUAGAAGUAUUAUUGUAAGAUUCAGAAGACAACGUGGAAAUACAUGUCUUCCAGGAGAACCUAAGCCUAAUGUAAAGAAAGUUAAAGAAGAACCUAGCAAUGCUUCACAAGCGAAAGAACAAAAAGUAAACAAUAAUGAAAAGAAAACAACACAGCAAAGUAGUAGUAACGGGGAGAAUAGAUUGCAAGAUAAUGCUAAGACACAGGGUAAACAAAAUAGUCAAACUCAACAGCAAAGUACUGAUACACAAUCUUCUCAAUUACCUGCAUCAGUGACGUCUGUUAAAACAGCACAACAACAACCAUGGACGUCGCAACCACCGCAAAUACCUUCAGCGUCCGAAGCACCACCUCCAUGUCCGUCAGAAACAGAAACAGUGCCAGAAACAAUAAUAUUAACAGAUAUUAAAGAAGAACCGGAGGAUUAUGAGGAAAUGGACAUGGCAUGCUUACCAUCUGACGAUGCCGAUGACGACGACGACGAGGACGAGGAAGAUUUAGAUGAUGAUGACGAUGACGACGAGGAUGACGACGCUGACGAUAACGAGGAAGAGGAAGAUGAAGACGAGAUCGACGAAAGUUUGAUAUAUUGUAACAAACAGCAACAUACAGUAAAAGAUACAGAACCAUCCGAUCAUCUCGAUCAAAUGUUUAAUGAACUGGAAAAUAUGGCAAGCGAUAUUGGGUUUUAAUAGUAUUAAAGUCACGUUAUUUGUGAAUGAUCUCUGAUAAGAAAAUGUUACAAAGCCGUCUUUAACAUACCGUAUGUAAAUAUCAAUAAUUAUAAAACGUAACAGGUGAGACUGCAUUUGUUUAAGUACAACAUUAGAGAUUAAGUGAAUUAUAUUUGUAUAAGUUCUCAUAAAGUAUAAGUUUUUACCAAGACUCCAAUUUUAAGUUCAAAUAUACCUACAUGAAAUAAUUUCAUGUUGCCAAACAAGUACAAUUAAAUAUCUUGCGAACAUUUUAUUUUAUACGAAAGACUUAUAUAUUAUCGUUUUAGUUGUUCGAAAGAUUGUUAUUUUUCUGUAAAUAUUUUUAUUAAUAACGAAAGCAAUCGUGUCAGAUACUUACGCACAUGACUAGAUCGAAACUGCGCUAGAAUUUUCUAUCUACAGAUAAAUAUAGAGUCAUUUUGUAGAAUAUAAUGAAUCAUGAAAGAUACAAUUGUUUGCAAAUGCACCUUUUGCAUUGUUACGAUAUAAGGAUACAAUAGACUAACGAUGAAUAACGAUACCGAGAUAAUAUUUCAUUAAAAAUAAUUUAUUUAUCAAUUACAAGUUACCACUUUAUUAUGUCAUCUUCCAUUAGUAAAUCUAUUUUUGCAUAUAAAAAUAACGGAAUAGUACAUUGUUUCACUAUUUAUUCAUUUAAUACAAAAAUCUGUAUAAUAAUUACUGAAAGUGUAUAUUCUUACCCUGCAUGAAAAUAUAAACUUUAACUUAUGAAUAA
Vespula pensylvanica (western yellowjacket) is the source of this 3016-nucleotide messenger RNA. RefSeq names its product protein painting of fourth (gene Pof). Lineage: Eukaryota; Metazoa; Arthropoda; Insecta; Hymenoptera; Vespidae. Bases 310 to 2256 code for a protein of 648 amino acids. The record is from RefSeq and is a predicted model, not a curated record. The transcript is spliced from 6 exons. Gene Ontology annotation, molecular function: RNA binding.